AUGCUCUCAAUUGUCGCUAAUUCUCGUUUCGCCAUUCGACGGGCGGUUAGUACCAGUUGCCACGUGGCAGCAGCAAAAGGCGGCGAUUCGAAAUUGACAGCGGAGAAGGCGCAGUUUUCGCAAAUUGAAAAAAAGAAGGAUGACGAUAUGCUGGAAACGAUCGACAUCGAAGACUUGCCACGGCCACAGAAGCGAUUUGCCAAGCAGUUUGAAAAGGUGAAUCAAGAGCGUGUGAAGGAGAUUUUCGCGAAAAACUACAAAAAUCACAUUUCGUUCGCCGUGCUGAUCGGGCUGGUCGUUGGAAUCUACUGGUAUACGAUGUAUUCAGUCAAACAAGAGACAUUUUUGGAGGAAAUCGACGAGGAAAUGGCCAUGCAGAAUCCGAAAACUCAUGGACAUUUGGCGAAGAAAUAA
Messenger RNA from Caenorhabditis briggsae, 414 nucleotides. Gene Ontology annotation, cellular component: mitochondrial inner membrane. NCBI's taxonomy places the organism in Eukaryota, Metazoa, Nematoda, Chromadorea, Rhabditida, Rhabditidae. Gene Ontology annotation, biological process: mitochondrial respiratory chain complex IV assembly. The transcript has 3 exons. Bases 1 to 414 code for a protein of 137 amino acids. The record is from RefSeq and is a predicted model, not a curated record.